AUGGAAUUAGAAACAAAGCGAAAAGACCUGCAGCUAUCAUCGCGCAAGACACCCAAGUCAUUUAAGGUUGAGAUUCCCCAAGGAUCCUCAAAUAAAUUAUUAGAUGAAAAGAGCAAAAAGCAAGAUAUAGAAGAAAGAAAUGCAAGAAGAGAGUAUAUUUUCAAAAUCCUACUGGGAGGCAUGGCUGUUGUUAUAAGCAUCUCCAUAUAUCUUUUACUCACCACAGUGUACACUACAGUGUUUCCCACCAAGGCAGCAGCUGCUUGCUGUGCACUUUCAUUUUUAGCAAGUAUUUUUUGGUCUAUCCAUAUUCUUCCUCUUGAAAUAACCUCAGUACUGCUUAUUCCAGUGGUUAUUUUAUCAAAUAUAAUGGUCCCGGAACAGGCAGGAAUGAGUGGCUGGGUGGCUGGAUGCAUAAAUAUCAUGCAGAUACUUGCAUCGCCUGUUGUGCUGCUUCUAAUGGGCAGUUGUCUUCUAUCCGUGUAUUUCCAGUGCAAUGGCGGGGAGCAACUUGUGCUGCCGUACCUAAUUGAUGGAAGCAACAUAUACUCCAGUCUAUUUCGUAGUAUGCUUUUGUCUGUUGUUCUUUCUUCUAUGAUGUCAAAUAUCACUGCCCCUAUUAUCAUUAUGUCAAUUCUCCAGAAUCGCUCAAAGCCACCCACUCCUGGAAUUAUCAUGGGAGUAGCAAUGGGCUCAAACAUUGGGGGAAUGCUUCUCCCGAUAAGCAGCCCGCAGUCAAUCCUUGGGUCAACCAUCAUGGGCGUAUCCUGGAGCAAGUGGGUGUGGAUAUCUAUACCUACUGCUUCAGUGUGCUUUGUGUUUGUGUACUCAUUAAUACUUGCAUAUUUCCCAAAGCCGCAGCAAGAAAAAGAGAGCACACUGGUUGUAGGUGAGCCAGAGAAUUCUUUUAUGCUGAUGUUUGUCACGGCCCUUUGCAUUGUCUGCUGGGCACUUCCAUCUUUAUAUUCAGGACUUAAGUGGAUAUAUGCACUGCCUGUGUGCGGGCUGCUGCUUACUAAAAGUGCUAAAACUGCGUUCAACCGAAAAACACUCGAAAUUAUUGCAAUAGCUGUAGCAGGCACUGCAAUUGGCCAGGGAAUAAAAAGUACAAAAAUGAUAGAAGGGAUGAUCUCUGGGCUUAUUAUAAGCAGCAAAGAAUAUAGCUUUCUCUCCCUGCUUGUGGUCUCCUCUUUUGUUAUGCUUACACUCUCAUGCAUAGUGUGUCAUACGGUAAGUGCCAUAGUUCUUCUGCCUAUUUUUGAAAAAAUAGGGAUGCUUGUUGGCCGGCACAAGCUCAUUGUGGGAAUAUCCACACUGGCAUGUUCAUGCGGAAUGGCAUUCCCAGCAAGUGGGUUUCCUAAUAUCCUGGCUAGUUCUUUUAAGCUGCCAAAUGGUAAGAGACUCGUUGGCACAAAAGACUUUAUUUUAAUUGGGACAGUCUCUACACUUGCCUGCUGGGUGUUUAUCUUAACGGUUUCUUUGCUGUUUAUGACAAUGGCAAACUUUUAA
Messenger RNA from Nematocida ausubeli, 1509 nucleotides. RefSeq lists its product as uncharacterized. Lineage: Eukaryota; Fungi; Microsporidia. Gene Ontology annotation, biological process: phosphate ion transport; polyphosphate metabolic process; monoatomic anion transmembrane transport. The transcript has a single exon. Gene Ontology annotation, cellular component: membrane. Gene Ontology annotation, molecular function: phosphate transmembrane transporter activity. The coding region runs from base 1 to 1509 and encodes 502 amino acids. The record is from RefSeq and is a predicted model, not a curated record.